This is a messenger RNA of Eriocheir sinensis (Chinese mitten crab), 2546 nucleotides long. RefSeq lists its product as uncharacterized. The annotation marks the transcript as partial. The transcript has 2 exons. NCBI's taxonomy places the organism in Eukaryota, Metazoa, Arthropoda, Malacostraca, Decapoda, Varunidae. The record is from RefSeq and is a predicted model, not a curated record.
UUACCAUAUCAAAAGCGUAGAAAAGUGGAUCCUGAAAUUAUUGAUACUAAAAUUGAAUCUCCUGAUGAAAGGUUGCAAUGGCAAGCAGGUCAGUUAAAAGAUAACAUUUAUUACAUAAUGAAAACACUUGACACAAGAGAAAGCCUUCCCUUACCAAACUGGACUGGGUUUAAUACUGAACUUCAAAACUUCAUACCCCAAGUUAGUAAGAUAACAUACCUUCCAUUAAUAGAUGGCAAUGCAACAGAUAUGGCCACAAUAAAUACUAUUCUUCAUAGAAGCUUGGAAUUGGCAAAUGAACUUGAAAUCCCACAAGUUGUUAUUGUUGCGGAUCAGGCAAUCUAUGCUAAGGUGCAGCAAAUACUGUGGGCUGAUGUAGAAUUUCAAGAGAGAAUAGUGGUUCGUCUAGGAGAGUUCCACACUGUUAUGGCUUUUCUGUCUACAUUAGGUAUGCAAAACCUUAUAUGUAUACUGUUUUAGUUUAUGUGGAUAUGGGAUCUAUUAUAUAAUAUGGGAUAAUAUUAAUGUAGCUACUUUAAUCAGUUUCAUGUAAACUUUACAGCCCAUGCUUAUCCUCUAUUCUACACACAUAACUUAAGUAUAUUCACUCAUUCAUUAACAUUGACACACUAUUGGUACCGAUAUUUACAUUGGAAUUAAAUUUCUUCAGGUAAGCGGUUUGCACAGUCCGGUUUGGAGGAUAUCUUGGUGGAAUCUGGGGCAGUGGCUGGGGGUUCAUUGAGUGGCGUCAUGAAUGGCCAUCAAUACAACCGUGCUGUCAGGGCCCAUAAGAUUCUCGCUGAAGCUCUCGAGCGACUACGUUGGGAAGCAUUUCUAGAAGAACUACCUCCAGAAGAACAAGAUGAAAUCAGGAAAGUGGGAGAGGAUUGGAUUAACAGAUGGCCAGAGGCACUUGACGAGGCAAUGCAGGGCUAUGCCCUGAAGAAGAUCCUCUCAAAAUACAACCAUUUUAACCUGAAACUCAAUGAACUGUACCCAACAUGCAACUUUUGGUCAUCUUAUCUUGAAAUGGUGCAAGUUAUGUUGAACUUCAUACGGGCAACCAGAGAGGGAAACUGGACACUGCACAUCGCAUCUGUUCGGGAGAUGAUUCCAUGGUUUUUUGCAUUUGACCGGUUAAAUUAUGCCAGAUACUUAACUGUGUACCAUCAAGAGAUGCUUAACCUCCCUACAACGCAUCCAUAUUCUAAUGAUCACCUACAGUCUGGAGAGUUCAGUGUUCAGCGGCAAUCCUCAUAUGGCUUUUCCAAAGUGGCAUGUGAUCAGGCCAUAGAACAAACUAUAAACAAAGAUUCUAAGUCAAAAUCUGGAUGGACUGGCUUUUCCCUGAAGAGAAAUGCAGUGAAGAGGUGGAUAAUGGGAAGCCAUGCCCGAGGUGCUCUCACUCGUCACUGUGAAACCAUGGCAGGCCAUUCUAUGCAUGAAGAAAAUGUAAGGAGAGAACUGGAACCAGGUACAACUAUUAAGAAUGAGGAAAUUGUGCAAAACAUGAAGGAGUAUAUAUCAGAUCAUAUAAAUCCAUUCAGGGAAAGAGUACAACAUUUAGUGAAUGUGUCUUCAGGGUUCCAUGCCUCAGAAGAAAUGAAAAACGAUCAGAUGAGAGCCCUACAGAUUGGAAAAGAAAGAUGUCUGCAGUUUGUUGAGGAAAGACUGGAAGAAAAGAAGAAAUCUGUUUUUGAACCAAUCACGCAAGCAAAGUUGAAAACCUUUAGCACUUGUAUAGGGAAGAUGAAUGAUUCCAGCAAUGAUAAGAAGGUAACUGUGGAAAAUGAAAAUAUGGUAUUAAGGAGACUCUUGCUAAUAUCUCAGGUAAAAACACUGAAUCUGGAAAGUGUAAUGAAACACACACUCACAAAUAUACCUGAAGCUCUCGGAAAACCAGAUGGCCAGUUGGUAAAAACCUGCAAAUCUGAUCUAGUACAUCUCAUUGCCAAGGAUAUACCUGAUAUCAUGACUAGCGAUAUACCCACUUCUUGUACUUUCGUAGUGGAUGGAAUGGUGGUGUUAAGGCAGCUAAAACCACAGAAUAUCCCGCAAACCUUUGGAGAGUUGGCCACAUAUGUCCUUAAAGUCAUUAUAAAUAAAGCUAAGCAUGUAAAUGCCAACAGAGUAGAUGUUGUUUGGGAUUCAUAUCCAGAGAUCUCAAUAAAAAGUCUUGAACAGGUCCGCCGUAUGAAGAGUGUUGGAGUGCAGACAUUCCAUCUUAGAAGCGCCAAGCAGAAAGUCCCCAAGAACUGGAAUCAGUAUCUAGCCUCAGGAAAGAACAAAGAGGCAUUCAUUAAAUAUCUGCUUCAGCAGUGGCAAGACAUGGAAUUUCAGUUAGGAAAUUUAACACUUAUUUUUGCACAUGGUACUGAUUGUCAUAUAAUCAAGGAAGACAGUGGAAAACUUAGUACACAUCCACUAACAGAUCUUCAGUGUGACCACCAGGAGGCAGAUACCAGACUGCUGCUACAUGCAAAACAUGCCACUGAGUCCUGUCAUAACACACCAGUAGUUAUCCUUAGCCCAGAUACAGAUGUUUU